This is a messenger RNA of Olea europaea var. sylvestris, 2390 nucleotides long. RefSeq lists its product as uncharacterized. NCBI's taxonomy places the organism in Eukaryota, Viridiplantae, Streptophyta, Magnoliopsida, Lamiales, Oleaceae. Bases 480 to 2123 code for a protein of 547 amino acids. The transcript is spliced from 10 exons. The record is from RefSeq and is a predicted model, not a curated record.
AAUUUUUGACAACUAUCACAAUUCUUUUUGUUCAACCUUUUCGUGUUAGAUAUUUAUUCAUUCAUUUUUUUUUUUUCUAUUUAGGUGGGAUAGGGCCAAAUUUCACGGGCAAAAUAAGGGGAAUAAGUCAUUUAAUUCAUAAAUAAUUUUUUUUACGACCAUAUUCUACCGUUUGAAUUUGGUGGGUAGUUGUUUAUUUUUAAGGUCAAAAUCAGGUUAUAGGGUAUUUAAAUGCCAUAGAUUCUAAGUUUUAGCUUUGUCAUCUGCAUAAAUGUCCGAUUAAAUUAAUCUGCAGAGGGCAUGAGUGAAGUUUCAUUGAAAUAUCUGGUAGGAAGCAUUAAUACGGGAUUCUUGUUCUGCAGAUUCUAUUUUCAAUGGCUAAAGCUUUCUUGAUUUGUAUGCGAAUCAAUUGUAAUUUUGGUAUCUGCUAAGAGGAAGGCGUUAUUUGUCGCUGGGUUUUGUGAAAAUUAGUCACAUUCAUGGGGAGCUGUGUUUCAAAACCAAAACAAAAGGUGAAAUCAAAUGCCAAGUACUUGUACAAGUCUUGCAAAUUUCGUCGAAAAAUUGCCCCAUCAGUUCCAGUUACACCGGUCGAACACCUUACUGAUGCAGAAAAUUAUGCGAGCGAUUUUUCUGUCCAAGAAUUAGCUUCUUUCGACAUUCAAAGUGGCAAAACCAUCUGCUGCAGGUCUGAAGUUCAAACUUUCCAACGUACCGAGUUGCAACAUAACCAUAAUGAAGUUGGCAUAAAUGGAACAUGCCAAGAAGAAGAAUGGUUCGACUCUGUUAGUAUUCUCGAUUCUGAUACUGAUGAAGACUUCGUUAGCGUUGAUUGUGAAUUUUUUACAUCGUUGAGUACAGCUGGGAGCUCGUUAGAUCGUCAAACUACUCAAUUUGACAGUAACUCGUUCUUUGUUGACCAUGAGUGUAUAACGGAGGAUAAGCCUAAGAAUAUUUUGAAGGAAAAGAAACAAAAUGGCUUCGGUCAGCUAAAUGCAGAUACACAAAAUACUGAUAUUUUAUACUUUAAAAAAGCUGAGGAAACCUUUACAAAGAGGAUUGAAGUCAGUGUACAGCAUUAUGAAGAAAAAACUGCGAGAAACAAUUUUGAAUUUUGUUUAUCGCGGUUUCAUCCUUCAGUCGAUGCCUCUGACAUAAAUCAGCAUACGUCGUUCCCAGGCUCAACAUCAAACAGAAGGAAGUCAACUGCUACAGUGGUUCCAUUAGAGAGGAAACUCUAUGAUAGAGAAACUCCAACCAAGUACUGUUCCUCUGAGAGAUUCUUAUGUCAUCCUAGAGCUGGACACCUGAUUCCAUGCUCCACAGAGAAGCCAACUCAAGGAUGCUGGUGCCCUCUUGCACCUUCUGCGUUUAAGCUACGGGGGGAAAAUUAUUUCAGAGAUAAAAAGAAAUAUCCUGCUCCUAAUUAUUGCCCUUACGUACCAAUUGGUACUGAUUUAUUUGCCUGCCCCCGGAAGAUACACCAUAUCGCACAGCAUGUUGAACUUGCUUCUGUAAAGUCACACAAUGAAGUGCCUUCCCUACUGAUUGUUAACAUACAGCUUCCUGCAUAUCCUGCUUCCAUGUUCCUAGGUGAUAGUGACGGGGAAGGCGUGAGCCUCGUAUUAUAUUUCAAAUUAUCUGAGAAUUUUGAUAGAGAUAUUUCUCCACAAGUUUUGGACAGCAUAAAGAGAUUUGUCAUGGACGAGAUGGAAACUGUGAAGGGAUUUGCUAAAGAUUCUACAGUUCCUUACAGAGAAAGACUAAAGUUCUUGGUAAAUGCUGUCAAUCCUGAGGACCUCCGUUUGAGUUCUGCCGAAAAGAAGCUUCUAUCUGCAUACAAGGAUAAGCCAGUACUUUCCCGUCCGCAACACUUUUUCUACAGGGGACCUAAUUACUUUGAAAUUGAUCUGGAUGUACAUCGUUUCAACUACAUAUGCAGGAAAGGACUCGAUGCAUUUCGAUCACGUUUAAAACAUGGGAUACUCGAUCUCGGGUUGACAAUUCAGGCACAGAAGCCCGAGGAACUGCCUGAGAAAGUUCUGUGUUGCGUUCGACUGGACAAAGUAGACUUUGAAAAUCAUGGCCAGAUACGGACGCUUGUAACACUUUGUGAUGAUUAAGGCUAGAGAUUGGUUGACUGGCACAUCGAGAAACGACAUUUUAAGCUACAUGAAUCUUUAGGAGUCAUUGAAGUGUGAAAUUCCUAGCAUAACAGGGGUUCAUUUGAGUGGGAAAAGAGUGUUCAAGCAUAAUAUUCUUUCUUUGAUUUUAAGUAUGAAGGUGAAACCUUUUGAAUACAAGGAGUAAUUAGUUAUUUUAAUGUACUUUGGAUCACUGGCGGAAACAAAAUUAAAAUGAUCAAUGUAUCAAAUAUUGAAGGAAUUCAA